Messenger RNA from Brassica rapa (field mustard), 1376 nucleotides. RefSeq names its product N-acetyl-D-glucosamine kinase. The record is from RefSeq and is a predicted model, not a curated record. Lineage: Eukaryota; Viridiplantae; Streptophyta; Magnoliopsida; Brassicales; Brassicaceae.
UGAUAAACCUCUAAAACAAAACAAAAAUAAACUCGUGAAUUACGCUUUUUCAUUUUCAAGCGUGAAAUAUCUAUCUUUCGUUGAAAAUUGAGGGGAUCCCAAUCUUUGAUCUACCGAUCGAAAGGCACCAACUUUCCGACGACCCAUUUCUCCAUCUUCCUUGAUCUGAUGAAAUGAGGAAUCCGCAUAGCAAUGGAAACCUUCCCAAGCUGGAUGAUGGUAGAGAAUCAAACGGCUACGGAGAUGGCGUCAUCUUGGGCCUUGACGGCGGCGCCACCUCGACGGUCUGCGUCUGCGUGCCGUUUUUCCCGUACGGAGAUCGUUUCCCCGAGCCUAUUCCGAUCCUCGCUCGAGCCGUCGCCGGUUGCACCAAUCGCAAUAGCGUAGGAGAGACUGCAGCGAAAGAUUCACUAGAGCAAGUUAUUUCAGAGGCGCUUGUACAGUCCGGUUCAGAUAAAUCACAUGUCCGCGGUGUUUGCUUAGGUGUUUCUGGUGUUAAUCAUCCCUCAGACCAGGAAAUGGUUGAAAGUUGGAUAAGGGGCAUGUUCCCAAGUCAUGUCAAGGUAUAUGUUCAGAAUGAUGCUAUAGUGGCUUUAGCUAGUGGGACAAUGGGAAAGCUUCAUGGAUGUGUUUUGAUUGCCGGUACUGGAUGCAUAGCCUAUGGCUUUGAUGAAGAUGGCAGGGAGGCUAGAGCCUCUGGUGCUGGUCCUAUCUUAGGCGAUUGGGGAAGCGGCUAUGGGAUUUCUGCACAAGCCUUAACGGCGGUGAUUAGAGCUCAUGAUGGCCGUGGUCCAGAAACGAUGCUCACAAGUACCAUCCUAAAAGCGCUUGGACUUUCCUCUCCUGAUGAACUCAUCGGGUGGACUUACGCUGAUCCAUCUUGGGCACGUAUCGCUGCUCUUGUUCCUCAAGUGGUAACUUGUGCAGAAGCUGGUGAUGAAAUUUCAGAUAAGAUCUUGGUUGAUGCAGCUGAUGAUUUAGCUCUAAGUGUUAAAGCUGUUGUACAGAGACUUGGUUUAUGUGGCAAAGAUGGGACAGCUUCUUUCCCGGUUGUAAUGGUGGGUGGUGUCCUAAACGCUAAUAUGAAAUGGGACAUUGGAAAAGAAGUCUCAAAGCGUAUCAACAAACACUUUCCCGGCGCUCAGACUAUCAUACCAAAGGUAGAGCCAGCUGUUGGAGCAGCAUUGUUGGCCAUGAACUUUUUAGCUGUCAAAAACGAUGUUUCUUAAAUCUUUUUAGCACACGACAUAGUGAUCAAUUUUUUACUCUUGUUGUGGUACAUAUGUACAAUAGCACAUUAAAAAUCUCAUUGUCAAAGGCCAAAUCUUGUUAUUGUCAAGUUCCAGUUCUUGUUAUUAUUUGUGAUCUCUUGAACA